Messenger RNA from Adineta steineri, 1293 nucleotides. Lineage: Eukaryota; Metazoa; Rotifera; Eurotatoria; Adinetida; Adinetidae. The record is from the annotation of a GenBank genome assembly.
AUGAUUCCAUUGGUUUUAACUUUAAUUAUAAUUACUGUAUUUCUUUUAUCAUCAUUAUUUAUUUAUGUCUUAAUUUAUUCUCGAGAAAAUUUCAAAUCAUCAUCAUCACCAUUUGCUUAUGGAAAACGAAGAAUAAAAUAUGUAAUUCAACCAUCAAUGAAUAUUAUAACAAGAAGAUUAUCUACAUAUCGUUCAAGCUUUUCAAUUCAUCAUGAUUCAAAUCUUACUAAACCAAAUCAAACACGUUCAUAUAGUUGCGCAAAUAAUUUAUCUGUUGUAAAAUAUCCUCAUAGAAGACGAAGUUCAAUUAUUGAUUCAAAACAAAUUGCACAAAUUCAAUUUGAAGUUCCAUUAACAGCUGAAAAAUAUCGACGUCGAUCUGUAGCAAUUUGUAAUAAUAUCAUCGAAACAAAACAAAGUACAAUUGAUUCAAUAAUAAAAACCAUUCAAUCAUCAAAUCAAAUUUUACCAUGUCUUGUAUCAUUUUCAAUCAUUUAUUUAGAAUCAUCACAAAUUAAAAUACAAUUUCAUUCUUUAACAUCGUUAUUAUCAACAAUAAAACAAUUAACAAUUAAGCUGAAAUUAAAUCCUGAUGGUAAAGCAAAAGAAUUAUCCGUAAAAAAUAUUCUUCCAGAUCAAAAUAUAUUUGCUGAAGAAAAUACGGAAUAUUUUAUACAAUUUUCACAUAUUCCAUUAGCAAAACUUGCUGAAAAAACCUUAGUAAUAAAAUUUUAUGGAAAAAAUCAAGAAAAAAAAACAAUUCAACUUGGUCAAAUUGGUAAAAUUUAUUUCAAUCAAAUAGAAAAUAUUGAAAAUAAAAAUCAAAUGGAUUUUAUCCAUGAAAUUGAAAAUAUAAAAAUGUCAUCAAUAGAAAUUCUUGUUUCAAUUGAAAAAUUAAAUGAUCAUAAUUUAAUUAUUGAUUUACAACGUAUCAAAGGAUUAAAACAUAAUCAAAAAAAUCCAAAUGCAACAUGUUUUUUUCGAAUAAUUCUUCUGGAUCGUCAUCGACCAUUAACAACACAUGAAACCAAAUUUUAUCGAUUAAAUUCUUCAACAUUUUCUCUUCAAGAAUCAUGUCAUUUUAAUAUAUUAUCAUUUAAUUCAAAUCAUCUCGAUCGUCUGAUAAUUAGAAUUGAUUUCUAUUCGAAUAUCAAUGAUACUAAUGAACAUCAUUAUAUAGGUCGAAUUAAACUAGGUUCACCUUAUAUUUGUUCAGGUAGUGGAACAAUACAUUGGCAACAAUUUAAACAGCGUCAUUCAUUUUCAAUGUGGCAUACUUUAAUCAAGCAAUAG